Messenger RNA from Procambarus clarkii (red swamp crayfish), 2101 nucleotides. RefSeq names its product mitochondrial ribosomal protein L20 (gene mRpL20). Gene Ontology annotation, biological process: translation; ribosomal large subunit assembly. Gene Ontology annotation, molecular function: structural constituent of ribosome; rRNA binding. Gene Ontology annotation, cellular component: mitochondrial ribosome. The record is from RefSeq and is a predicted model, not a curated record. Lineage: Eukaryota; Metazoa; Arthropoda; Malacostraca; Decapoda; Cambaridae.
GCGAGUUAACGCCCUCAGCACACCACAGGAGGAAGGUGCUCCAGCAGCGCCCAGUUACCCCCCAAGAGGGAGGAGGACAGCAGUACUACCCCAACAUUAGUGUGGCUGAGGUGAGGCAGCACUAGCGGGGCCAACAUGGUGGUGUCGUCGCCUACACUCUUCGCCAGAGCCAGGGGAGGUGAUCGGUACUGGAAGAGGAGAAGGAUUUUCUCCUUAAGUGCACAUUUCUUCGGCCGCAAAAAGAACUGCUAUACAGUUGCUGUUAGAUAUGUCAGCCGAGCUUUACGCUAUGGAGUUAGAGGACGUAAACUGAAGAAAUAUGACAACAAACAGCUAUGGGACACACGGCUUACUGCGGGGUGCCUCGAGCUGGGCACCAACUACACCAACAUGAAGGUAGUUAUGGAUGAUGUAGGUGUUGCGCUUGACAGAAAGGUUCUGCAGAACAUGGCAAUAUGGGAGCCACGUUCAUUUAGGGCUCUAGCAUCACUAACGAAGGCCAAAGAAGAAGAAAUGGGCCUCAAUUCUCUCUCCGGUCCAUCACUCUCUGGCGUUGUUACUCGUGGAAUGCUGUAGAAGCUUAACUACUACACUAUAAAAGGCAUUCUCCCAGAUUUUCAGAAGCCAUUGAAGUAUUAUUGAAUUAGAAACAGGUUUUGCACUUAAUUUCGUUAUAUUUUGCAUAUAUUUUGAUAAAUUCCAGUCCAUAUAUUUUGAAUUAUGUUUUGCAAUUUAAUUAUUUUUGUUGCAAAAUUAAUACAAUUGUUGCAACAAAUGGAGUAUCACUUACAAAUUAUUAUUGUCACUGUUUUGCACUGUUCAGUUUAAUACCAGAAAUGGGUUUUGAUUCAUGGCAUGUAAAUACUAUAGCUUGUACAUAAGUUAAUUACAGUAAUUGUAUUGUGAUCAUAAUGUGCUUUGUAAGGUACAGCCUUUGAGUUGAAAGUUUGAUCAGUUAAUAUACCGCAUUUAAAUAUAGAUUUUAGCAUGGUGUCAAGUAUCAUUGGAAAAUGAUACUUGAUACUUGUAUGACUUUGAAAUAAAAUUUAUCUCACAUUACCCAAAUUUCCUUAAUUAAUAAGGUGCUUUUUUGUUGUUGUAAAUUAUGCACUUUUAAGCACCAAUGAUAGAUCCUUCCCCUAAUCAAAAAUUUACAUUAAAUUGUUUAAUAAUAAUAAUUCCAUGUUCUGAUCUUGCUUACUCUCAAUACCUGUAAAGCAAUGUUCUUUUAUGCCCAAUUUCAAAUUAUUUCACAAGCCCCUUUUUAUGUCUUGUUCCUUUAUUCAGACACUCACAGAUGGUUCAGGAAUCUUUUGUACCUCGUGUAAAUUAUAAAAGGCAUGAGACUUUAAGCUGUUUUUCCCCCCCCAUAUGAUAACUUGAUAAGACUUUUUGAUUACAUUUGUAAAUAUAACCAGGUUAAACUAUAUUUGUUCUUGAACAACUGAAUAUCACCAAUGACAUGUUUUCUCAAGGGGAAUUUUAUUUUAUUUGUGGAUAAGUUUCUAAUGUUCAGAUGAUAAUAAAUAUGUUUAGCACUGAUUCCAUAGUGUGUUGCAAUAUAUGGUUCAUGGUAAUGUCACUAUAAUGAACACUACACUAUAUCAAAGCUCAAGAUAGUCUAGGAUGAAAAGAUUCAGAUUUUGCCGUACGAGUUAACAGAAAUAUUGAAUAAAAAUUUUCAGAUUUGUAAUAUAAAACCACAAAUUUUGUGUGGCAACACUUAAAGAUAACCUAAACUUAUCCAGAGACAUUUGAUAUUGGUUAGGAAAUUCUAGAAAUAUACAGUAUAAGGAAUUGUUUGACUUUUCCUGGUAAAUAAAAUAACCCAUUGUGAUACAGCAUUAAUAAUACAGAAUUUGUAAUUUUAUCUGAAUGCCAUGUGUCUACAUUUACUCAAGAUUUAACCAUCAAAAGCUUAAUAAGUUAUGAUACUUAACUGGUUUCAAGGAACACCUAUAAAUAGUACCUGGAUGUGAUGUAAACAGUUCUAUUGCAUUGUAAUUUUGUUGAAUUGUGUAGGAUUUUUUUUAUAUUUCUAUAGUUGCUAAUGAAAUUAUGUACAUAGAAACAAUGAGUAUAUGAAAUUAUAGUUGCACAA